Molecule: messenger RNA, 447 nt
Organism: Postia placenta MAD-698-R-SB12
Lineage: Eukaryota; Fungi; Basidiomycota; Agaricomycetes; Polyporales; Adustoporiaceae
Exons: 5
Coding region: 1-447 (148 amino acids)
Biological process (GO): mRNA splicing, via spliceosome
Cellular component (GO): nucleus; spliceosomal complex
Source: RefSeq, a predicted model, not a curated record
AUGCCGAAGAUACGGACGACCAGAACUAAGAGGCCUCCUGAGGGGUUCGAGGAUAUAGAAGCGAUCCUCGACGACUACGCGAAGAAAAUGCGCGACGCUGAGAACGAAUCCCACGAAGGCAAGCGCAAGGCCGAAUCCCUCUGGCCCAUCAUGCGUAUAUCGCACACUCGUUCACGGUACAUUUAUGAGCUGUACUACAAACGCGAUGCUAUUAGCAAAGAGCUAUAUGACUGGCUGUUGAAAGAAGGAUAUGCAGAUGCAAACCUCAUUGCUAAGUGGAAGAAACCUGGAUAUGAGAAGCUCUGUUGUAUUCGGUGCAUACAGACAAGGGAUAUGAACUAUCAAGGAUCAACGUGCAUCUGUCGUGUACCUAAAGGCCAGCUGAGGGCGGGGACGAUCGUAGAAUGUGUGCAUUGCGGAUGUCGCGGAUGUAGUUCCGACUCAUGA